Messenger RNA from Alosa sapidissima (American shad), 2392 nucleotides. RefSeq names its product neuronal pentraxin-1. NCBI's taxonomy places the organism in Eukaryota, Metazoa, Chordata, Actinopteri, Clupeiformes, Clupeidae. The transcript is spliced from 6 exons. The record is from RefSeq and is a predicted model, not a curated record. Bases 424 to 2187 code for a protein of 587 amino acids.
AUCAGUCACACAGGUGGACAAGAUACCUUACGCUGCUUUGGAGAGACCAUCAACAGAAACAGAGGCAGUCCGCAAAGAGCUUCCUAACAUUGAGCGCUGGCGACAGACACUCAUCGUACUACCUGAUCACUGUGCCGGACUCCACUGUGUGAGAGUGUCCACCUCACUUCUUUAGAGACCCACACUGACAGGAUCCUCCAUCAAGUGUCUAAUACUUUUGGUGAAAAUAGGAAACAUUUUAUGAGGAAUAUAGUGUGUGUUAUUUGAAGACAUUCAAGAUUACCUGGACUAGAACCAUACCCACAGACAACCUGUUGCAUGACAUCUGAAAGGUGAACAAACUUGUUUAAGGAGAGAAACAGUAUCACCCAUCAACUAACCAGCAGCUGUCCAUAGAAUCGGUUGUCACUCAGGCUGGUCCAAAUGCCAGGACUCGCCGGAGGCCCAGACCCAGGGAGACUCUUCCCAGUCUUUCUCAAGACUCUCCUGCUGGUGGCGCUGUUCUGCGGCAGCGAUGCCAGCGCGCCCGAGUACGACUACGUCUCCCACCCGCGCUUCAUCUGCACCCCCAUCCCCGCGGACGCUGACCCCGGCUGCUUCCCCACAGCUGGGGGGCCUCUAGGGGCCAGCACCGGUGGGCCCAGCAGCAGUGGUGGAGGCAGUAGUGGAGGCAGUGGCGGCAGUGGAAGCAGCUGGUGGGGGCUCCCGGAGGAGGCCAAAAGCACCAUCCUGCACCUGCGGGAGAGCCUGGUCCAGCAGAAGGAGACCAUCCUGGACCAGAGGGACAAGAUCCGGGAGCUGACGGCCAAGCUGGCCAUGUGCGAGGGCUUUGGCCGAGGCAUGGGCCCUCACGACAGCCACCUGGGGCUCUCACCUCACCUGACGCACCACACACUCACACCUCACCACUCUGGUUACCCCGACAGUGGUCACCCCAGCGACCCCGAGGGGCACUACCCGUCCAUGAGCCUGGGGGGCCACCACAGGACGGCAGCUCUCGGGGACAAGCACGCAGGCGAGAUGACGCCGUCGUCAUCGUCGUCGCCGGAACAGCUGGAGAGGAUGCUGCACGCGCUGAAGGAACGGCUGGAGAGUCUACAGACCCGCAACACCUCCACUACCUACUCAAAUUCACUCAAAGACCUCCUGCAACGGAAAAUUUAUGCUCUCGAGCAACAGCUCAGUCAUCACACCAGUAUGCAUGGCAGGGACCACGAUGAUGGACAUCCCAACAACGGUCACUAUGACAAUGACGAUCACCGUGGCGAGCGCCACGAAGGUGAGCACGACAACGAUACUGACCAUGAUGACAUACCUCAUGACCUUGGGCACUUUGACGCACACCGCGCCGAUGGAAGUCACGACGACAGACACCUCGGUGGAGAUGAUGAUGACGAUGAUGACAGCAUCGAAGAUGAUAAUGACCUGGACAGCCACACAUACCCCAGGUCAUCCUAUCACACGCAAGGACACAGGACACCUGGUGGACACAACAGCAAUCUGGAUGCUGUCCUGAACCACCUUCAGCACAGACUCACAGACACAGGUUCCCGUAAGAAGAGCAAGGGUCCGGAUGGGUUCCAGAUCGGGUUCCCCAUGCGGACCAACUACAUGUAUGGGCGUUUGAAGCAGACCCUCACCCAUGAGAUCUUCUCCCUCACCCUGUGCCUGUGGCUGAAGGCGGGCGCUGGACCCGGGCUGGGAACGCCCUUCUCCUACUCUGUGCCCGGCCAGGCCAAUGAGCUGGUGCUCAUCGAGUGGGGAAACAACCCCAUGGAACUGCUGGUCAACGACAGGGCGGUCACCCUACCCCUCUCGUUGAGUGACGGGAAGUGGCACCACGUGUGUGUGACAUGGUCGACUCGUGACGGGCUGUGGGAGGCGUACCAGGAUGGCGUGAAGAGGGGUUCAGGGGAGAAUCUCUCCGCGUGGCAUCCUAUCAAGCCCGGAGGAGUUUUCAUCCUGGGGCAGGAACAGGAUACACUUGGCGGUCGCUUUGAUGCCACCCAGGCGUUCGUGGGUGAGAUCUCUGACCUGCAGAUGUGGUCUCACAUCCUCACUGGCCACGACAUCUACAACCUGGCCUCUUGCAACGGACACAUGGCCGGGGACAUUAUUGCCUGGUCGGAGUCUGCUCUGGAGCUGCAUGGUGGAGUCACCAGCUACCCCUUUGACCCCUGUCACUAAGUGCAAGGAGCAGAGGUCAGAGGUCAUCAUACACAGGCUCCUGAGCUGAUGAUGUUGAUGACUCAUGUUGGAGGACUGAGCUGGUAAAGGAGGAAACAAGAUGUGUUUCGUGUAUAUAUGCCUAAGCUGCAAUCAAUUCAAAUGACGGCCUUCUGAAACUUUCAUCAUUCAGCUGUGUGUGUGUGUGUGUGUGUACGUGUGCGUG